This is a messenger RNA of Brassica napus (rape), 697 nucleotides long. RefSeq names its product MD-2-related lipid-recognition protein ROSY1-like. The transcript is spliced from 4 exons. The record is from RefSeq and is a predicted model, not a curated record. Bases 54 to 521 code for a protein of 155 amino acids. NCBI's taxonomy places the organism in Eukaryota, Viridiplantae, Streptophyta, Magnoliopsida, Brassicales, Brassicaceae.
GAAACCAAAGAGAACACUAUUCUCCUCUUUUGAAGAUCUUUGAGUACUAAUCCAUGGCAAUCUCUCACGUUCAUCCUAUGUUUCUUCUGGUCCUAUCACUCUUCUUCUUACCUAUUUUGCUGGCCCAGACCGCCUUCAUUACCAACUGCAGCCCAGUGUAUGGCGGAAUCAGAGCUACUGGAUUGGAGACAUUCGUGGAGCAGGGGAGAAAAAGCUUUAACUUAACCUGCUCUACAGGUACAGUACUCACCAAAGGAGUCAUUAUUGCGGUAGUUAAACGAGGCUACAAUUUAGGACCAAUCUUAAAUGUACAACAAUACAAUCUCUGUGAUUUGAUCACAUGUCCUGUUGCACCUGGCUCUUUUGUGAUUACUUUUCGCAAACUAUAUCCUGUUGGCAUAAAAUGGCAUAUCGAAACAAAAAUAGUCCUAAACGCAGGCCCUGGUAAGAUCGUUAAUGGAGUGCCGGUGCCGGCCGACGGAAGUCUGUGUGUAGACAUCGAUGAUUAUUAUUUUCCUUGAUCACAAGGAUAUAAUGUGUCCAAUCUUCCCUUGCAUAAUUUCAAAUGCGUGAUUUUUUUCCAAGUCAAGUUGUUUUAUGAGAAAAUGUAUUCUCAGCAUUUUCUAUGUCGUUUUCUCUUUUUUGGAGUGAUGUACUGUUUGUUAUCCAAGAAAUAAAAGGUGGUUUACACUUUACA